AUGGCCACGAGAUACGUUGAAGAUAAUGACAUCUAUGCUCAAUACAGAUUUGAAGCAAAAGACACCACUGUCAAAAAUCUUGGCAACGAAAAAAAUUGGAAAAACAGUCUGAAAAAAGAAGAAGAACUUUUUAACGAGAACGUGGUGACAAGCGGUAGAAAUAAUAAUGAAAAAAAUAAAGAAACACAAAAUAAAAAGAAACUUUCCAAAUCAGAACAAGGUGAUAAAAACGGGAUCCAAAACAGCUCUCUUCCUCCUUGCCAUCGCCGAUCAAAAAAUCUCUGGAAUCGUGAAACACAAACUCCUUUCAGGAUGUUAGGACUUUAUAGUUACGAACAAGAAGAUGAUUUGUUGCAACAAAAUGAAGAUGAAAGCUUUUUGGAAUCAAAUAAAAAUUAUUCAAACCAGGAGAAUAAGUUGUUGAAGGGAUUGGAACACAAUCAAACAUCAUGUGAUGUUGAAACUGAUGAUGUUAAAAGCUCAAAGAAAAAUAAUUUGAUUUUAGAAAAUGAUAAUAGUGAGUCAUGUUCCAUAAACUUAGCAACUGAUGGAAAUAAGCCACACACAGAACAAAAAGCUCAAGAUGAAAGUGACAUAAAAUUGGUAACCAAUGUGAUUGAUGAUGAUCACGAUGGUUAUGAUCACGAUGAUUAUGAUCACGAUGAUUAUGAUCACGAUGAUUAUGAUCACGAUGAUUAUGAUCAAGAUGAUAAUGAAGAAAUCUCAGUACAAAAUGCUCAAGAAAGUGACAUAAAAUUUGUAGCCAAUAUGAUUAAUGAUGAUGAAAGUGACAUAAAAUUUGUGGCCAAUAUGAUUAAUUAUGAUCACGAUGAUGAUGCUCAAUAUGAAAGUGACAUAAAAUUGGUAGCCAAUACGAUUAAUGAUGCUGAAAGUGACAUGAAAUUGGCAGCCAAUAUAAUUGAAGAUGAUGAUGAAAGUGACAAAACUGGCAGCCAAUUACAAAAUGCUCAAGAUGAAAAUGACAUGAAAUUGGUAGCCAAUAUGAUUAAUGAUGAUGAAAGUGACAUAAAAUUGGAGGCCAAUAUAAUUGAUGAUAAUGAUGAAAGUGACAUAAAAUUGGUAGCCAAUAUGAUUGAUGAUGAUAACGAUCACGAUGACGACGAUGAAAAAGAACAAAAAGAACAAACCAGUUUUUAA
Messenger RNA from Helobdella robusta, 1158 nucleotides. RefSeq lists its product as hypothetical. The record is from RefSeq and is a predicted model, not a curated record. Bases 1 to 1158 code for a protein of 385 amino acids. The transcript is spliced from 4 exons. NCBI's taxonomy places the organism in Eukaryota, Metazoa, Annelida, Clitellata, Rhynchobdellida, Glossiphoniidae.